AUCGGAAAUACAACCCUUGUGUGGCAACAUAUGUACACAACACAAAUACUAUCCGAAAAGUAUUAAUGCGAUAUAUUUUUGGAAAGUUGUUUUGGUUGGCUCUCUGAAUCAACGGAUAUCGCAUCAAUUGCAAGGACUUUGGCAGGACAACAAAAUAGUCAGCCAUGGGUAGCAUCGAAAAGGCGUGUAUAUCCGGAUUCCUGUGCCGACUCUGCUCCGAAAUGCACCGAACAGUGAUACAUAUUUAUGGUGAUCAUGGCCAACGUCUGUGUCUUGUAGAGAAAAUCAACGGCUACCUCCCAAUAACCAUUUCUCCGACUGAUCCCUUGCCAAAAACCAUAUGCAAAACAUGUUUACAUCGCGUAGAGCAGCACUAUACCCUGUUAAUGCGACUUACGCGAAUGCGGGAGGAGCGUAAGAAUAAGUUACUUGAGUUUAAGCAACGCCGGAAUCAGACGAAUCCCUCGAGUUCCAGCGUGGAAGCCUCAGAUGAGGAGGACCAAGCGUCGCCAGGGACCCGCAAAGAGACUCGUGGGGAGACAGAUAUUGAAUCUAGCCAGCAGGCCGAGGAAUCCAACAAGCCCAGCCAAGAGACAACAGUGCCCCAACCAAAUAGCAGUGACAGUAGCCCUGGACCCAGCAAUAGAGACCCUAAAGAGACUGGUACCCGCAGCAGCACAGGCAGCAGCGCAACCACAACCACAACCAACCAGGAACUAACGUAGAUUAUGACUGUUGACCGCGUCUCCGCUCAUUGGAACUAUAUAUACGAGUACUUGACUAUGUAUAUAGAGACGUGUGCUUGUGUGUAUGUAUGUUUAGAUUGGAAUAAAAUAAGCAUUUUAUUUAA
This is a messenger RNA of Drosophila serrata, 850 nucleotides long. RefSeq lists its product as uncharacterized. Gene Ontology annotation, molecular function: zinc ion binding. The record is from RefSeq and is a predicted model, not a curated record. NCBI's taxonomy places the organism in Eukaryota, Metazoa, Arthropoda, Insecta, Diptera, Drosophilidae. Gene Ontology annotation, cellular component: nucleus.